Molecule: messenger RNA, 2299 nt
Organism: Phialemonium atrogriseum
Lineage: Eukaryota; Fungi; Ascomycota; Sordariomycetes; Cephalothecales; Cephalothecaceae
Product: putative golgi matrix protein
Exons: 4
Coding region: 339-1964 (541 amino acids)
Biological process (GO): endoplasmic reticulum to Golgi vesicle-mediated transport; Golgi organization
Cellular component (GO): Golgi apparatus
Molecular function (GO): small GTPase binding
Source: RefSeq, a predicted model, not a curated record
CCAUAAUGCCAAGAUGGGACGAGUCUGAGACGGUGCUGUGCUGCUUGGCGGUGAAAUUUGCCAUUCCAGUGAGCCACCAAUGUUGGGGCUAUAUAGCUAUACAAUGUGUUUCCUCUUGCCCAGUCUUACUGGCCAUCCAUGGAGGGGCUCUCACUAAAAUUCCCCGAAAUGCUUACGUGUGAGUUCGUACUGUAGAACCUGCCAUUGUCGCAUAUUAUAGGUAUUCAAACGAACAACAGGCCAGGAAUCCCACUAAUUUACCUACCGUCCCUCCAUCCAGCACCAUUUGCUCUUCGGCUGUGAUCCGAUGCCAUUCGUUUUGAUAGACCGAAUCGACAAUGGCUUCGACUGCACCAUUUGAGCCGGUCCAAUCGGUUUCGCAAGCCCCGACCGGCAAGAAGAAGAACAACAAGAAGAAGAAGAAUGCCAACAAACCGAAGCCUGCCGCCGAGGUAGACCAUGAUGGGGCCCAGGACCAUGAGAGAGAGGACGUGUCCGACCUAAUACCAGACGCUCCCAAAGUGAAUGCGCCAGACGAGCCCACCAUGCCCGAAAGCCCCGCCAGGUCCGAAUUGGACGCGAACGGCCAUGCCACCACAAACGGCCAUACCGAACAAGCAUCCGACACCACAGCCAAGCUCGAGGCCAUGUCGCAGGAGCGGGAGGCCCUCCGGCAGGAGGUGGAGCAGCUGAGGAAGCAGCUUGAGAGCAUCCAGGAAACGCACAACCACGAAGUCACCCAGCUCAAGUCAGACCUCGAGGAGAGCGAAGCCGCAAAGGACCAUGUCGAGACCCAGUACGAGACCCUCCGGGGCCGGGUCGAGAAGAUCAAGGAGACCCUAGGCGACCGGCUGAAGCGUGAUAAAGCCGAGCUUGAAGAGGCCAAGGACCGGAUUGACGAGCUGGAGGCGCAGAACGAGGAGCUGCAGACGGGCUCUCGCACAUUCAAGGACGAGAUCAAGAGGCUCGAGGACGAGAUGCAGGAGCAGUCGAGGGAGCUGUCGAGUCUGCGCAGUAGAAACAACCUCUCCCAGCAGAACUGGCUGAAGGAAAAAGACGACAUGACGAGGCAGAUGCAGCAUUUCAAGGGCGAGCUAGAGUCGACCAGCAACGCAAUGGGCGAGUGGGAAGUCAUCGCAAUGGAGGAGAGGUCGAUGCGAGAGAGCCUGGUCGACAAGGUCGCAGACCUGGAAGAGCAGCUGGCCACCGUGAGGGAGGCAUAUGAAAGAGCGGCCUUGGAGCGGGAUAGCCAGUCGCAAACCAUUGACGGCCUACAGAGAGCCCUCCAGGAGAUACAGGAGGCGCGGAAGAAGGAGCUACGCGAGAUGGUCGAGACCUCGGAAGAGCAGCUCCAGGAGAUGCGGAAGCGAGCACAGGAUGCCGACUCCAGAGCGGCCGAGGCCGAAUCCGCCAAGGAGAACUUGGUCAAGGAGCUCGAACGGACAGCCCCCUUUGAGAAGGAAGUCAAGGAGAAGAACUUGCUGAUCGGCAAGCUAAGACACGAGGCGAUAGUGCUGAACGACCAUCUCACCAAGGCACUAAAGUACAUCAAGAAGACGAAACCAGAAGAGACCAUUGACAGGCAAAUUGUCACAAACCACUUCCUCCAAUUCCUCUCCCUAGACAGGUCCGAUCCCAAGAAGUUCCAGAUACUACAAGUCAUCGCGGGGCUCCUAAACUGGACCGACGAGCAGAGAGAACAAGCAGGCCUUGCGCGGCCGGGCGCCGCGAGCAGCACCCUCCGCCUCCCGAGCUCGCCGUUCCACCGCACCCCGAGCUCGCCCGCCCUCAACACCGAGUUUUUCUCUGAGACGUCCUCGAUGCCGGGGAAGGAAUCCCUCGCCGAGCUUUGGGCCGGCUUCCUCGAGCGGAGUGUCGAGGAGGCAGGGGCCCCCUCGAGGAAGGGCAGCAUGUCGAGCGUCGCGACGGCUGCGACGAGACCGGAUACCAGAGGCCACAGCUAGAAGUGGAUAGCAUGAUGGCGGGAUGCGAAGUCCCGCGAGCAUACGUUUCUGCGAGCAUGAACCAUAUCUAGAUGUCCCGCACUUGCUGAGGGCAUUGGAUGAUUUGAUGGCUAGAUUAAUCCCCUUUGUUUUUCUAAUCAGGCCUAAAUGCCAUUGAGGGAGGUCAUCGGGUCCGGGUGCCUCGCAAAGAUCGGGGCAGAGAAAUGCCCACUCAUGACUUAGAAUAAAAGCCAGUGAGCUCUCUGUACAACUAGAUAGAUGCUGUGGUCAAGAAAGAGAGGGUUUUUGUAUUUUAUUUUAUUUUUAUUCGCCGAAGCCAUCAAACAAAUCCUCAA